Hibiscus syriacus is the source of this 515-nucleotide messenger RNA. RefSeq lists its product as uncharacterized. Lineage: Eukaryota; Viridiplantae; Streptophyta; Magnoliopsida; Malvales; Malvaceae. Gene Ontology annotation, biological process: photosynthesis. Gene Ontology annotation, cellular component: membrane; photosystem II. Bases 58 to 438 code for a protein of 126 amino acids. The record is from RefSeq and is a predicted model, not a curated record. The transcript has 2 exons.
GCUGUUGGCUGACAAUUUAGCCCCUACAAAGAAAAGAAACGACGAACCAACCCAACAAUGGCUUCUACUUCACCUAUUUCAAUGGCUCUCCCACUAACCGGUGCCACCACCCAAAAGAAGAUGCUCGGUUCCCAGGCUUUGUUUAAGCCACUGCCGGUGAAGCCAUCGACGGAAAUGGCGGCUAAGAGAUCCAAUGCAAGGCUGGAAGUGAAAGCUUCUUCUUCUUCUUCUUCAUUCAGUGAGAAGGUGGUCAGUGGAUUGACAGCUGCUGCUCUGACAACAUCCAUGGUGAUCCCCGAGGUGGCUCAAGCUGCCGAUGGCUUUACGCCGUCGCUGAAGAACUUCUUGCUUAGCAUUGCGGCUGGUGGUGUUGUGGCUGUUGCCAUUAUCGGAGCCGUCAUCGGUGUGUCCAAUUUCGACCCUGUCAAGCGGAGCUGAGCCAUUGAAUUUCUCCCCCCCUCUAUGUAUCUGUUUGAUAUGUUUCCAGCAAUGAAGUUCCAUCUUUUCUGUGUGUU